Molecule: messenger RNA, 676 nt
Organism: Exaiptasia diaphana
Lineage: Eukaryota; Metazoa; Cnidaria; Anthozoa; Actiniaria; Aiptasiidae
Exons: 4
Source: RefSeq, a predicted model, not a curated record
CAUGGGAUAUCAUCAGCCAUGCAUCAUGGGAUAUCAUCAGCCAUGCAUCAUGGGAUAUCAUCAGCCAUGCAUCAUGGGAUAUCAUCAGCCAUGCAUCAUUGGACUGCAACUGCAGCCAUGCAUCAUGGGUCAGCAACAGCCAUGCAUCAUAUGCAUACGAUGUCACACCAUCAUCUAAGUGUAUCACCAUCUCAUCUUGGUACAUCACCGCAUCAUGCCAUGACAUCCAACCAUCAUAAAGCUGUCACGCCAACUAUGGUGCAGUCUCAUACAGUCUCUCAUAYGGCCAGUCACGUGAGUUCCAACAUACAGCCUUCGUCAUCUGGCCUAUCAAUGUUAUCCUCAUCAGAUGCCAUAAUAUCUUGGGGAAGCUGGUACAACGUUGGAGAAUGCCUCAAUGUUUGCUGUGGGAUUGGUGGUCAUGUGACACAAAUCAGRUCAUGCGCAGUUCAUAUGCGUGAAAAUUCAACGUUACAUCCUUGUAGUUACUAUGGCAGCAGCUCUAGGAAGGUCACGUGCGCUGAGGCAUGCCCAAUGUGUAGUGGAGGUUCUACAAGAAACCUUUUGGGAGGUCUUGUCGUUAUAAUAAGCCUUCUGGCAGCCUCUUUGUACAACUAGUUCCAUAUUACAAGAGUGAUAUACAAAACACAAAUAUUACGAAAAGCAUUACUACCUU